AUGGACAUUUUAGAAUUUAACUGUUACGAGCAUGCGGACAGUGAUACAAAGACAGCAAAAGCAACACCCCAAUCACCAACAAGGUCAGCAAUACCAUCAAACACAACAGCAAAAGUUGGCGUGGCCGAAAAUAACGCAAGAAAACCGCUUACGGCAGGAUCUAACGAUACAGCAAAACUAGUUGCAACACCAUACGCUGUAACAGCAGCAACGCCAGUGGAAGCAUUAUUACAACAAACUUCAGAGACGGAAAUAGACCAAACAUUCAGUGAAAACAAAACACCGGAAAACAAUGAGACUGAAACUUACAUUGAAGUGUACACGACAAUGCCUCCUUUUGUCAAAGAUACUGAAGUUCUAGCGAAACUGCCUCCUACAACAGACGUUAAUUUUAAAAAUGAUUCCUCUAUAAAAGACAAAAGUAUAUCAACAUGGAAUAAUAGAACUCUUGCGACACAGGAUUUGGUAAGAACGAAUACAACUACCCAAACCAAAAAAGCGGAAUUGGCGACAACUACACAACAUUCAACACCAUCAACAACCUCUGCGAAAACAACAUUAGCGACAGCGCAAACGACAACAGUACAAAGAAAUUUAACUGCAGCUAAUACAGCAAUAAAUUUCGUUGAAAACUUAAACAACACAAAUAUUAGUCAUGCAACUGCAAAACCUACGCUAACAACCAAGCUGAAUACCACAACGAGGCCAAAUAAAUCAACGAAAUCAGCAACAUCAUUGAUAAGUGCAACUUGGACUGGGUCAACACGUACUGCGAUAGAUACAAAAGCAAAAGAAACAGUAAGAUCAAAUACAUCUGCGGUAGAUACAACAGGCCCUUCUAAAACUCGAUCAACGAUCAAAGUGCGAUCAACUGUUAAAACAAAUUCGACUACAGAAAUAAAAUCUACUGCAAAGACGGCUAGUGUGACACCGAAACUGAAUCGCACAACAGCUACUACUACUACUACAACACUGAAAACAGCACCAUCAUCAUCAAAUUCUACCACAAAAGUGCGAUCAACUGUUAAAACAAAUUCGACUACAGAAAUAAAAUCUACUGCAAAGACGGCUAAUGUGACAUCGAAACUGAAUCGCACAACAGCUACUACUACCACUACAACACCAAAAACAGCACCAUCAUCAUCAAAUUCGACCACAAAAGUGCGAUCAGAUGUGAAAACAAAUUCGACUACAGAAAUAAAAUCUACUGCAAAGACGGCUAAUGUGACACCGAAACUGAAUCGCACAACUACUAUUACCACUACAACACCGAAAACAGCAUCAUCAUCAUCAAAUUCUACCACAAAAGUGCGAUCAGAUGUGAAAACAAAUUUGACUAAACCUGCCGUAAAAACGACUGAUAUGAUAUCGAAAUUAAAUUGCACAACAACUACUACUACAGGCACAACGUCUAGAACAUCAUCAUCAUCAAAUUCGACCACAAAAAUGCGAUCAACUGUUAAAACAAAUUUGACUACAGAAAUAAAAUCUACUGCAAAGACGGCCGAUGUGACAUCGAAAUUGAAUCGCACAAGAACUACUACUAACAGUACAACGUCAAAAACAGAACCGUCGACAAAUUGGACAACAAAAGUGGGAUCAGCCGCCACAACAAAGUCAAUCACGCAGCUUGCAUUAAAUCCAGAUACAACUUCAAACCCAGCAAACCCAAUUACACCAACGGAAAUGAAUUCUACGAAAAAACCCAUUAGCAACCAAUUCAGUCAAUACAUCUUCUGA
Molecule: messenger RNA, 1740 nt
Organism: Styela clava
Lineage: Eukaryota; Metazoa; Chordata; Ascidiacea; Stolidobranchia; Styelidae
Source: RefSeq, a predicted model, not a curated record